Zasmidium cellare ATCC 36951 is the source of this 1254-nucleotide messenger RNA. RefSeq lists its product as uncharacterized. The record is from RefSeq and is a predicted model, not a curated record. Lineage: Eukaryota; Fungi; Ascomycota; Dothideomycetes; Mycosphaerellales; Mycosphaerellaceae. Bases 1 to 1254 code for a protein of 417 amino acids. The transcript is spliced from 12 exons.
AUGAUUGCACGCAGCGUGACGUUACUGCUUCUGCUGUUCAACAACAUUGCCUUCGCGCAGAACACCUUCCGAUGCCCUCGAGACCACAGGACCGUCGUAACUGAUGCCAAUGGGGAGCAGUACAUGAUUGGCUGUGGCGAUGAUACCUAUCCGGCUUCUAAUAGGAACUUUCAAGCUGCUAAUAGCUUCAACGACUGCUUUGCUACCUGCUCGGCUUCGCCUACGACCUGUGGAGCAUUCACAUAUGUAGGAGGAAGGAACGGUGUUGGGGGAGGCGUCUGCUACCUCAAGCCGGCACAAUAUCCUUCUUAUUGGCAGGGGAACACUGACACAGCUUUCGUCGGGGCGAUCAACAUGCGGUACUAUCGAGGUGCAACGGGGACUACAUCGGCCGUAGUGCCCCAAGACUCUGUUUCAUGUCCUGCACAAAACGGCAAGGUGAUCAGAGAUUUAUCCGGCGUCGAAUAUGUUGUUGGUUGCGCUCAGGAUACUACAGAUGGUUCAUUCGCCUCCCAGCAAGUGAAUGGGGGCUUCGACGAUUGUUUUAACUAUUGUUCCAACAAUGUGCUCGGUACAUGUUACUACUUCACCUUUGUUGGUACGAUCAACGCUUACGAAGCUUUGCUCAGGGGCACAACGGACGGAACGGGCGCGGGAACAUGUUAUUUGAAGAACAAAAGUCGGGGAAGCUUCGCCGGCAGCAACAACAACUUCGUUGGUGCGGUUCAAUUGGCCCGUUACAACGGCGCCGCAAUCACAUGGCCUACGACUACGACGACUCCUUCACCGACUCCAAACGUUGUCUCCCUUUCUGCACGCCAGGCGCAGGAGCUGCAGACAGUCUAUUACACAACUGUGCAAUACUUUACAGCGACGAUUGUGACCAGCUAUCCUGUCACGGCCACGUCAGUCUCGACUCGCUUCGUUACUUUUACGUCCAGUAUCAUUGUUACUGCGACUCAAAUCACUACGCUUCCAGAUGUUACCACGACGCUGCAAUUGACAACCAUCGUGCCUACAACAGUCGUGACCACACAAAUCUUCACGACUGUUGUCGUUGCGACAACCACAUUGCAAUUGACCACGGUGAUUCCCACCACGAAACCCCGACAGGUCUUUGUAAAUCAAGAAGCACUUGAUAGACUUGGAAAGCGCUUUCACCAUUUCGGAGCUGACUCUCUUCCAGAUUCGGAAACACUGUCCAAGUCACCACUAUCGUCAAUACGCAGACCACAACUAUUAUUCCAGUCGUGA